Messenger RNA from Engraulis encrasicolus (European anchovy), 3696 nucleotides. RefSeq names its product TBC1 domain family, member 17 (gene tbc1d17). The record is from RefSeq and is a predicted model, not a curated record. Gene Ontology annotation, biological process: activation of GTPase activity. The transcript is spliced from 17 exons. Gene Ontology annotation, molecular function: GTPase activator activity. Bases 174 to 2078 code for a protein of 634 amino acids. NCBI's taxonomy places the organism in Eukaryota, Metazoa, Chordata, Actinopteri, Clupeiformes, Engraulidae.
AUGGGCCACUCUUUACCACACGUGAUUUGGGGGUAUGGCAGGAAAUGCGCUGCUUGUCCAACAUGAUUGGUUACCUUGGGUCAUCACGUCACACAAGGCGGAGUCAUGCUGUAAGACGGAAGUGGUGUUUGACGUCGGGUUGUUUUGGGAAGAAAAAGUGAUUCGACGGAAGAAUGGAGUCCACGCAAGGGAGUCACAAGCUAAUAUUUGAGAAAGAAGGGGUGUAUCUUCACACCAACACCAAGAGGAAUAACCAGGAUACUACGAUUCCAGGGUUCAUACGCAUCGUGGAAAGGGAUGGAGUGACUGCCCUGGAAUGGAGUCCACUGGAAGACCAGGGGAAGAGUACCCCUGCCGUCAUGUACUCCAAAAAGGAUGAAAACGGAGGCGACGAGGUGGCAAACUUCGACCCCGGAUACGAGCCUGACUGGGCGGUGAUAAGCACGGUGAAGAGAGAGCAGGAGCGCGACCGUGUCCCAGUGCGAGAGACAGGUCACUGGGGUGCCUUCUCGCUGCCCCUGUCCGAGCUGUACUCGCUGCGCCGGGCCCGCUUUGCGCUGGGUCGCAAUUUCCUGGUGGUCACCAGCAGGGGGGGGCACCCGCUGCCCGCGCUACACUUCCACAGAGGGGGCACCCAGGAGCUGCUCAGAGCCCUGCGCCACCACAUCAGCCUCGUACCGUCCCCUGUGGAUGGCAGACUCUACCUGUCCUACCCCAAAGACUCCACCCCCGACUCACAAGCCGGAGAUGAACAGAUGUUCGAUGAAAACCCUCACGAUGUUGUAGCGAGGUUCAUGCAAGACCCCUACGCCACCACACUGGGGGGGUUCUCCAAGGUGACCAACUUUUUCAGGGGCGCGCUGCGACACCCAGAUUCUGGCAUGAGGGCCCCCCACGACCCCAACUCCCACCACGCCGCAGACGACGAGCCAGGGUUCGAGCUCAUCACCCCAGGUGCUGAGCUGGGCCCCAGGCCAGACGUCAUGAGGGGCCCCCCGCUGGACAACUGGGAGCAGUUCCUGGACUCAGAGGGUCGCGUCACAGAUCCCAAUCGGGUUAAGCAGCUGGUCUUCAGAGGGGGUAUCGAGCCAUCCCUACGAAAAGAAGUAUGGAAGUUUCUGCUGGGCUUCUAUCCUUGGAACAGCACCUUCAAAGAGAGGGAAGACCUUGUCAGAAUCAAAACAGAUGAAUAUUUCAGAAUGAAAGUUCAGUGGAAGUCAGUCAGCGAAGAGCAGGAGAUGAGAAAUUCCCUUCUCCGGGGUUAUCGCAGCCUCAUUGAGCGAGAUGUGAACCGGACAGAUAGGCACAACACGUUCUUCUCCGGGAACGACAACCCAGGACUGGUGCUGCUUCACGACGUGCUCAUGACCUAUUGCAUGUACAACUUCGAUCUGGGUUACGUCCAGGGCAUGAGUGACCUGCUGUCUCCGCUCCUCUUUGUGACUCAGAAUGAGGUGGAGUCCUUCUGGUGCCUGACGGGCUUCAUGGACAUGGUGCAUCAAAACUUUGAGGAGUCGCAGGAGGCUAUGAAGCACCAGCUGUUGCAGCUGAGUCUACUGCUCCGAGCGCUGGACCCUGAGCUCUGCGACUACCUGGAUUCCCAAGACAGCGGCUCCCUGUGCUUCUGUUUCCGAUGGCUCCUCAUCUGGUUCAAGAGGGAAUUCUCCUUUGAGGACAUCCUGUCUCUGUGGGAGGUGAUGUGGACCCAGCUGCCGUGCUCCAACUUCCACCUGCUGAUGGCCUGCAGUAUCCUGGAGGCCCAGAAGGGGGAGCUGAUCCAACACGACUUCAACACCAUCCUCAAGCACAUCAAUGAGCUGUCCAUGAAACUGGAUCUGGAGGAGGUGGUCUGCGGUGCCGAGGCCAUCUACCUGCAGCUGGCAAGUUGUAAGGAUUUGCCUGUCAAGGUUCAGGAGGUGUUAGGCCUGUACACUCCCCCCACCCCGGAUGAGAACGGCUCAGAGUCACAGAGUCAGGAGACGGACUGGCUGCUCAACCAAUCAGAGCCUGCUGCUUCAGCCUCUCACCAAUCGGGCAGCUACAGUGAGGCUCAGCGCCCGCCCCCUACUUACCCAUAACUUUGACUAUAGACUACAGAGGAGUGGGCUUGCUUGUGUUUUUUAAAUAGAACUGAAAUUUUGAAGGGGUUGUAGUGGAGACGCAUGAAUGACCGUACUGUAUGUGUAUAAAUGCAUAGGAACCAUAUAAAAACUUGGCUACACUUUUGGUAAUGGUGUAUUAGUGACUUGGUGGUCAGCUGGUUACAUUUUCGAUAAUAUUUUAAGCGGUCGUGCAUUUGCACGCGUAGUAGGUGAAGAGGCAUUUACCAGUGUUCAUACACAUCAGAGAACUGUAAAACGAGGAUGGGGGAUGUGUGCAAUAGUAGAGCAGCUUUUACUGAACCAUAUGCACAGGAACCAUGAAGGGAUUUAUUGCUGAAGAUAGUGACAUAAGCCUAUGAUGAUGAUGAUGAUUAUUAUUAUUAUAGAAUCUCAAUACGACACAUUGAAAUAUAACAGUUUGAUAUUUAUCCACUCCGGUUAUUAAUACACUGUGUAAUGAAGUGUAGCAGAGUGAUUGAGUCAAGUCAAGUUUUUUUGUUUUGACAUGUUGAUUGAUGUUGUGAUAUCAUGUCAUGGGACAACAGGACAGGACAAAGCAGGCAGGUUGGUGAGACACAGAUGGAUGCUGGACUUCUCUUUGUGUUUUGUGUGCCAGUUUGUGGAAGGAAUCUGUAAUGUGUUAUGUUAUGUUAUGUCAUGUUAUGCUGUGCUGCAUACUGCUAUAGUAACCCUGAGUUGUGUACCGGCGUCAAUACUCCUAUGAACGUCUAUCACCAGUUAUGCCUCCAUUUUGUCCCUUAACGUCUAAACUUGGUUUGUCAAUGGGGGGGGGGGAAAUGUGAACGUUUUGUGGACGUUUUUUUUAAUGGUCCAUAUUUUCUGUGGCCUUCUUCGAAAGGGCUACAUAAUAGGCUAACAUGCGUAUGGAGAUGCUAUGAAAAGAAAAAAAACAGUCCACAAACUGUUUUGUGGUGUUUUGUCACUUGUCUUGGUAAGCUGCAAGUAUAUACGUAUAAAUAUAUAUAUAAAAUGUACCUUUUCCAUGACCCCGUCCCGUUAUACAUGUUGUAUGAUUAAGAUUAUGUUUUUUUCCUCUUUUUAUGUAUAUGGUAUUUAAGUGUGUAUGUGUGCGUGUGUGCGUGUGUGUGCGCGCGCGCGUGUGUGUGUGUUGCACAUCAUAGGAAGGGAACUGAAUGAGAUUUUUCACUCACUGACAGUGUGAUGCCUCCUGCGUGAUGCUAUCCCUGCCCAGUACAAUGCUGCAUGCUUUAGUCCUCACCGCCUUUUCUAAAAAAAAUAAAUCAAUGAAUAAAUACAAGGUAAUCAUGACAUUAAUCUCCAUUUAUCCGACUGGUGAUAAAUAAAUGAAAACAACAGGGGAACGGACCUGGUUUGACUGUUAAACAGACAUGACAUGGAUUUCAUGAAAAACCUUAACAGAACUGAAAGAAAGAAACCUGGGGACCUCUGACAACAUAUUCAUAGGAGUGAUGAAAUCUUAUUUUAUACUUUCUUGAGCGAGUGCUAUCCUCCUUUGCACCUUCUCUCUUGUACUCGGAUUUCUUCUGUACCCGUCUGUUUGCUACACGUGUAGUGAAAGAUGCAGUUAAUAAUCAAUAAAAGAUUAAAUCCA